Eurytemora carolleeae is the source of this 1787-nucleotide messenger RNA. RefSeq names its product proline dehydrogenase 1, mitochondrial. The record is from RefSeq and is a predicted model, not a curated record. Gene Ontology annotation, molecular function: proline dehydrogenase activity; FAD binding. Gene Ontology annotation, cellular component: mitochondrion. The coding region runs from base 708 to 1787 and encodes 359 amino acids. The transcript is spliced from 13 exons. NCBI's taxonomy places the organism in Eukaryota, Metazoa, Arthropoda, Copepoda, Calanoida, Temoridae.
UUUUGAAAACUGAUUAUUUUCAUUGGUGGUUUCUCUACAAAACUGACUCAUACAUUUCACUUACUUCAAAAACGAUGGAGAAAUGAAAGUUUCAGAGGUAUAACAUUGGACAUACCACUCUGUAAAUGGAGGGUCACUUGAAAUUAUACAUUACAUUUAAGUAUAAUUACAUCAUAUAUCACAGUAUUAAGAGGGAGUGUCUGAUGAGUCCACUUAAGAAAAUUACAUAAAUAAUUUUUAACACUUGGUAUGGAACCAAUCUCGACUAAGAUGACCAUGAACGGAACGAAGCUGAACGUGAAUGGAAAUGUUGGAAAAAGAACGAAUGGGACGGAACGAUCUAGCUGAAGGUUCUCGAUCUAGAAUGGAACAGAACGAUUUAAAAAAAGUCAGGGACGUGCCCAGCCCUUGUAUAGGAUGCAAACGAGGAUUUUACUAAAAGAUCCAUAUUUUAACGAUUUUACAUUACGAUUGUUCAGUAAGAAAAAUAACGAAAUAGAUGUAAAAAUUAACGAUAAUUUUGAGAACGAAUGAAAUCGAUUUUUAUUGAACGAUUGAAAAAAAACGAACAAAAUGGGUGGUUCACGAACGAUGAACGAACAAAAUAAAAAAAUGAACACUCCCAUCUCUACCUCUCUAGCUCCCUAUUCGUGGAAAACAUGAUGAGAAAGCUCUUCUGAGUAAACAGUAAACAGUUUUUAGAAAUUAUGUUUCUCACAAGAACAGCUUUUUUAUCCGUUGAACUUCAUUCAGCUAAAUCCGCUAAAUCCGCUAGUGGUAGUGCAGGGUUAGAGGCAAAAUGUAAAAUUUCAUCAUCCUCUGCAGUAAACAAGAACAACGCCGGAUGUUGUACCUGGAUAGGGUUGAACAAAUUGACCUUUUCGAACGGUCAACUCGCAUUUAAGGGAAAAUCCUACCUGGACCUGCUCAGAUCAUAUUUUGUUCUUCGAAUGUGCUGCAUUGAUCUAUUUGCAAAUAAUGCAUACAAGGUGUUUACAACUCUUCAGCGCUGCCUGGGAUCUACCCUCUUCACCUUUAUUUUUAAACCAACUGUCUACAGAAACUUUAUUGCUGGUAGUAGUAAGAAUGAGAUAUUAAGUACAGCUGCCAGUUUAUCCAAGUCUGGUUUGAUGCCCCUUAUUUCUCCUAUGCUAGAGGAUGGGCCUGAAAUUGGUGGAUUUUCAGAGCAAAAAUACAACAGAAAUUUAAACAUUAUUAGAGAAAGUCUAGAUAUCUGCAGUAGUCUAGAGAGCCCAGGUGGACCUAAAUGUUUUGCGAUAAAACUCAGCGCCAUUAUUCCUGCUCAACUCCUGAAGGAUUUGAGUUUAGCACUUGGAGCUGAUGAGAAGAUAUCGGCUGAUCAAGUUUUAGAGAUCAGCGCUGCUCUUAGAACUGGCAAGGUGAAUAUAAGCAGUCUUAAACUCACACCUCAGGGUUUAGAGAGACUAAGGAACAGCAGAGAGAACAUUAUGCUGAUAGGUUCUGAGUGUGAAUCUAAGAAUGUGAGUGUAUACAUAGAUGCAGAAUAUACAGUUUACCAACCUGGAGUUAGACUGAUUGUCCUAGCGCUUAUGCACAUAUUCAAUAGAGAUCACCAUACAGUGUGGAACACUUACCAAUGCUAUCUCAAGAAAACAGAACAACAAAUUUAUGAUGAUACUGCUCUCAUAACCUCAUUGGGUGCAAGGUGGGCUGGAAAAAUGGUUCGAGGAGCUUACAUGGAAUUUGAAAGAACAAAUGCUUUGGUUUACAGUGUUGUGGACAGUUUUAAAAUUACAAUUCCUUGA